Molecule: messenger RNA, 4025 nt
Organism: Coregonus clupeaformis (lake whitefish)
Lineage: Eukaryota; Metazoa; Chordata; Actinopteri; Salmoniformes; Salmonidae
Gene: rufy2
Product: RUN and FYVE domain containing 2
Exons: 18
Coding region: 280-2379 (699 amino acids)
Cellular component (GO): cytoplasm
Molecular function (GO): metal ion binding
Source: RefSeq, a predicted model, not a curated record
CACUCAUUACGUAGUGCUUUUGUUUUGUGAGCGUUUAACACCACCCUACGGACUUGAGGGAUUCGGCUUCAGUAGGGUGUAAACAUAUCUCUACACUACGGCGAAAAGGGAUAAUAAUUUGUCAUUGAUUACUGUGAAAGCGGACUUCACUCGUAGAAUGUAGACGGAAUGUGAUGUACAUUAAAGGGUUGGCAUUGGAUCAUUUAGCAAUGCUAUCCCAAACAUUUGUGCAACAAUGGUCGCCAGGUGAAUUGUCCAUAACCGUAUGAUAUUUCGACGAUGGCGACACCUGCAGAGCAAGACCUUGCAUUAGCUGAAGCAGAAAGCAACAAGGAGAAGUCUCAAGUAUUUGGAAUCCUUAGGUUACAGGAAGAAAAAUCGGCCGGUGAAAAAGCUAGCACCACGUCCACGACCAUGAUGGCAGGGGAUGGGAGAUGGCAGGCGCCCAUAUUUGCACUAGCCAGGAAAGCAUCGGAUACCUUUUCAGGAAGUAGCAGUCAUGUUCUGGCAAAGGUAGCGGAACCCACAUCUUUUGUAAACGAAUGGAGUGUCCAAGCUCUGCGGGACCCUAUGUCGAUGGAGAGAGCUAACCUGCUGAACAUGGCCAAGCUCAGCAUCAAAGGCCUGAUCGAGUCGGCCCUCAGUUUUGGGCGCACCCUGGACUCCGACUACCCCCCACUCCAGCAGUUCUUCGUUGUCAUGGAGCACUGCCUCAAACAUGGCCUCAAAGUGAAGAAGUCCUUUCUUGGAUACAACAAGUCACUGUGGGGUCCUCUGGAGAUGGUGGAGAAGUUGUGUCCUGAGGCAGGAGAGAUCGCAGCCAGCGUCAGGGACCUACCAGGACUAAAGACUCCGCUGGGCAGAGCUCGGGCCUGGCUGCGUCUGGCCCUGAUGCAGAAGAGGCUGGCUGAUUACCUCCGCCUUCUGAUCACCAGAAAGGACCUGCUGAGUGAUUUCUAUGACAACUCUGCUGUGAUGGUAGAGGAGGAGGGUGCUGUCAUCGUUGGCCUGCUUGUGGGACUCAAUGUGAUCGAUGCCAACCUGUGUGUCAAGGGCGAGGACCUGGAUACACAGGUUGGGGUCAUUGACUUCUCAAUGUACUUGAAAAAUGACAUUGAUGACUACAGAAGUGGAGAAAGAAAUGGUCAAAUAGCAGCCAUCCUAGACCAGAAGAACUAUGUUGAAGAAUUAAAUAGGCAGCUUAAUUCUUCAGUACACGGCUUACAAGGGAGGGUCGAUAACUUGGAGAAAUCAAACUCUAAACUCAUUGAGGAGCUGGCGAUUGCAAAAAAUAACAUAAUCAAACUACAAGAGGAGAACCAUCAGCUUAGAAAUGAUAACACUAUUGUUCUCAUGAAAGCUCAGCAGCAACUUGAGGUGACCCAGGUUGACGUGGAUGUGGAGCUGGACACCUAUAAGCAGUCAAGGCAGGGCCUUGACGAGAUGUACAACGAGGCCAGGAGACAGCUCAGGGAGGAGUGUCAACUACGCCAGGAUGUGGAGAAUGAGUUGGUGGUGCAGGUGAGCAUGAAGCAGGAGAUGGAUCUGGCCAUGAAACUGUUGGAGAAGGACAUUCACGAAAAACAGGACACACUGAUCGGCCUGCGCCACCAGCUGGAUGAAGUCAAGGCCAUCAACGUGGAAAUGUACACAAAGAUGCAGACUUCUGAUGACGGCAUGAAACAGAAGAACGAUAUGAUCACUCGUUUGGAGGAGAAGACCAAUCAAAUCACAGCAACCAUGAAACAGCUGGAGCAAAGAUUACAAGAGGCAGAGCAAGACCGCUGGACUGCAGAAGAUGGAGCGCGCAAAUUCAAGCACGACUUUGCCAACAAAGCUGAUAGCCUCCAAAAGCAGAUCGCCCAGAGAGAGAAGCAAAUGCUGCAGCUGGAGAUAGACCUAAAGAUUGAGAAGGAGUGGCGGCAGACCUUACAGAACGACCUGGAGAGGGAACGAGACAUCGUUGCCCAGCUCAGUGCUGAAGCCCAGCAAAUAAAUGGACUUAAAAAGGAGUUCCACAGGCUGCAGGAUGAGAACAGCCAGCUGAAGGGGAUUUGUGAAGAACAGGAGCAGGCCCUGGAGGAACUGGGCUGCAAACUUAGCGAAUCAAAACUUAAAAUCGAAGACAUAAAAGAGGCAAAUAAAGCUCUUCAGGGAGGGCAGGUCUGGCUGAAUGACAAAGAUGCUACCCACUGUAAACUUUGUGAGAAGGAGUUCUCCAUCUCUAGGAGAAAGCACCACUGUAGAAACUGUGGGGAGAUCUUCUGCAAUGCCUGCUCUGACAACGAGCUGCCCCUCCCUGCCUCGCCAAAACCAGUGAGGGUCUGUGAUACGUGCCACGCCCUUCUCCUCCAACGCUGCUCCUCCAAUGCCACAUGAGAUGCCCCCUUUCAGGCCCAGCCGCAGCUUUAACACAAUCCCCCACCUUCCCGCAGCUCAGACGACCAGGAAACCUCUGAGCUUGUGUGACUGUUAUCAGGUGUCAAGCGUUUACAUUCUACAAGGUAUAUCCCUUUGUGUAGCAUGAGAUUUUAGAUGUUAUAUCUGUGACACUUCUAUGACACUAAGGUUCUUGUGAUAAAUGUCAACAUUCCCUUACAAUAGAUAAACCAUUUGGGCAGCUGAGCAUAUCAUUCCAAAUCUGCAGUAAGAAUAUCUCGAUAAGAGACUAUUUUAAAGUAUGUUUCACUACAGACCGUGUGAUACAGUUGUUGAGCCUGUUAUGAUAAGGAGUGGAGUCAUUGGAUGUAAUCGUAUUUUUGUUUUGUUGAGUCAUGUUAUUUCACUUGAAGGUGAACUGUCUUAAAGGACAAGUUAACUUUUUGUUAACCAAAUCUCUAUUUUUUUUAUUUAAAUGUGUGUGCGUUCUCAUUCCCAUUGUGGUGAGAACCUGGGAAUGCUCGCACACGGAAAAGUAUCACUCGAGUCCAACAAAAUGGAAUAACGAUGCGGAUAAAGUUCGUAAUGACACUUUUGUGUACAACAUCUAAAGACAUGCAUCACUAUACUGAGUGUUGUCGUUUCUAAAAAAAAAAAUAUGUUUUUGGAGCCGUUCAUGUUUUAUCUGUGCAACUGCAGAAAGAGCAUGAUGAAAUCUAUUGCUGGUGGGGUUUCUCAAAACCAAGUGAAAUCGCAGAAGAAGUGGCUGGACACUCCUAUAACAUGCUAUUUACAAAAAAGAGAUUUGGUUAAAAAAGUGAACUUCUCCUUUAACUGAUGUAAUUCACAUGUGCCUCAAAUAAGCCAAAAUACUGAAUUAGUACCUUUCACAGAUUUGUUUCUGCAUGGUAGCAUGCAGGCACAUUUUCAGAAGUAUGUUUACCAUAAGCACUAAUGUUCCCAAUACUGCUUUAAGUGGUUAUGAAGAAGCAGAAACUACAUGAAACAGCACAGGUAUGUUGUACUUUUGAUUAAGUAUGCCUAAUAAAUAUUACCUUAAGUAUUAUCAUUAAAAUACUGUAGCUAGCUAAUUUAGCAAACAAUUAAGUUUGGAAACAUGCCAAUCUUGUAUUUAUUUUCAGAGAAUGUUAUUUUUCUGCACAUUUUAUUCAAAUAUUUGUCCUACAAGUUUUUUAACUUGAUCACAAAAGUGGCAAGGAAUUUGAGAUGCACUAAUUUGUGUAACCACUUAUACACUUGCUGGAUUUUGAUUUGUAUUCAAUCAGCAAAACAAUGUUUACAAUAUAUAAUUUUCCAAAACUGGAAUUAAUACUUUAUUACAAAUGGAUGUGCUAUAUCUCACAUAGAUGAUCAAAAUAUGCUGUGUGCAGUAUGUUUUUUCAAUAUAUUGUCUUGUUCACUAGAAGCCGGUUACUUUGCAGAGCAUUAAUUCAUGUUGCCAAUCUUGUCAUUUUGACUUGGAAAAUUAAAGAGAUUGAACAGGAUCUUAAGCAUUUACAAAUGUGUAGCAUAUUGUACAAAUUACAGGAUUUUUUUUCUUUUCAUGUUUUUGCAGGACAUAAAAUACAAAAUGGAUGUUGUUGUACACAAUAGCGGAUAUGAAUAAAAAUGGCAGCCCCCAUGUA